AUGCAAGGGGUACGGGUCUGCUGCUGUGAGGUGUAUAGCCAGCUGCAGCAGCUGCCUCGCCACCGCCAGCCAAGCCAGGCCUUCGGGGGGGAACUGUCUCUGCAGCACAGCAGCAGCAGCAGCAGCAGCAGCAGCAGCAGAAAGGCACCUCUUUUUUUUUCUAUGAAGAGCUACCGCAUAACAACGAACGAGCAGGCAGCAGCAGCAACAGCAGCAGCAGAAAGAAAGAUGCAGCAGCAAAGCGACGACUCGAAAGCAAAGGAGAAAGCCAAGCAGCAACAGCAACGCUGGCAGCAGCAGCAACAGCAGCAGCACCAGAAACAGCAGCAGAAAGCAGCUCAGCCGCAGCAGGGAAAGAGCACGAUGAAGUACAGCAGCAGCAGCAGCAGCAGCAGGAGCGGCAGCAGCAGCGGCGCCAGCACCAGCAAACAGCAGCAGCAGCAAGAUAGAAGCAGCAGCAGCAACAGCAGCAGCAGCAGCAGCACCUGCGCCGCGGAUGUGAGCUCUGAUGCGCAGCGGGCGGCGAGGGGGCCGAAGCAGCAGACAGCAGCAGGAGAAGCAACAAGAGCAGCAGCAGCUUCUGUUUCGUUUCCUUUGAGGGUGGCAAACAAAGCAGAGACAGAAUGCUGCGGCAGGUUGUAA
Eimeria mitis is the source of this 642-nucleotide messenger RNA. RefSeq lists its product as uncharacterized. The record is from RefSeq and is a predicted model, not a curated record. The coding region runs from base 1 to 642 and encodes 213 amino acids. The transcript has a single exon. NCBI's taxonomy places the organism in Eukaryota, Apicomplexa, Conoidasida, Eucoccidiorida, Eimeriidae.